AUGGUGUCAUCUCCAUCACCAUCACCACCUGCCUUUACCCGCCGCCCACAACCCAAGCGAACAUAUGGUCGACGUGGGCGCAUCCUCAAAUCUCGGACAGUGAGCCCUGAUCCUGCGUCCGACACAGACGUCGACAGCGACACCAACCGCGCAACCCCGACCGCCAGCGCGAAACGCCCCCGGAUGUCGAUGGAGUUGAACGACUCGCCCCAGACGCGUGGGGGAUCACACUCGAGGAGCGGCUCGCUGCGUCCGCAUGCCACAAUCGCAUCUCCCUUUGCGUCUACUCCUCACGCCUCCCCUACCCCCGUUGGCCCCUCGCACCGCGAUGACUCCUCGCCCAGACCACAUGUGGGGCGCUCUAGAACCGUGCCGCACACCGAGUCCUUGCAGUUGACAGCCCCUGCUUCCCCCCUUCAGACGAACGGGAAUGAGGUGGGCAGAGGGAGUGCUGGCUCACGGCCCCGGAGACGGAUGCUGGGUCGCGCCGAAAGCAUGCACGCGUCACAGGCCGUCCCCAGCAGCGCCAGCGCGCCCACUACACCUCACACGCCUAGGCGCCUGAAGACGGCUCAGUCUGUACCGACACCUGGGAGUGGGCCCACCCGCGUGGGUCAUGUCCUGGGAAGCGAACCGGGCUCACCAUCCGUUGCGUCGCCGCCUGCCGCUCCCCUCGUUCCCGCGAUCAUUGGCAGUCCGAGCCCGGCCAAGGCCAAGCGCACGUACGGGGGAAAUCGGAGCUUCCUCGCUAACCGGCCUGCUGACUUGGACACGGCGCUCAGUGAGGACGCGCAACCCAGCUACUCGGAGCUGCGCAAGGCGUACGAGGUCGACCCUGUUGACGAUGAUGCCAUCCGUGACCUCACGGAGGACUUCAACUUCGCGCGAGCACCUGAGCCGAUCAACGACAUGCGGAGCAAAGGCGAGAACCGUCUGUUCAUGGACGAUAUCGGCGUGCUCCUGAGCGACAUUAACAAUCCUGCUCAGAGCCUGGCUCUGAGGCGCUCAAGCGCCCUUGAUGUCCUGCAGAAAAUGCAGGAAGGCGAGUGGAUAACUAGACUUCGUGGACACACCGAAACGGUGUUCGUUGCACUGUGUAGUGGGCGGGGCGAGGACCCUAUCCUCAAUGCGGCGUGCCUGGUCUUCCUUGCGCUCCUUGCUAAGAGCGAUGGCUUGCGGCAGUUGCUCGAAGGCGAGGAGGAGAACGUUGUGGCAGUGUUGAGGAAUCACAUAGACCUGACGUCGGGACCUCUCGACCAGGGUUACAGGGGCAAGGCAUCGUUAUCGAUCCAUAGACUUCGCGCCAUCGCCUCCAAAAUCUUUAAACAGAAAGAGCAAGACCUCCGAGGGAGUCGUGGCAUUGCAUCUUACAUCCUAGCGGAGGCAUUCCAACUGUCAACGUUCACCGCUCAUAUUCAGGCCGCCAUCGCCCAGGAGGACAUACCUCUAACACUCUUCCAGCGAUUGAAGGACGAUGGGGCUCUCCUUCGGACACGUAUGGAACUGUACCGCAACAGCAUUGAUCUUGUUCCAAGAGACGGAACGUUUGAUCUGGAUGCAGUCGAGCAGAGUUUGCGGGCGCUAUCGCGUAUUGCGGCCCUGUCUCGUCCAGACCGCGAGCAACUAUCACAAGAGCGCGACUGUAUCAUCGCCUUGCUCUACCUGUUCGUCUCGAUGGUAGCCAUCGCUGUGGACGAGGAAGAAGACGACGAGACCAUCCAGCGUCAAGCCGCCAGGUGCGCUGUCCUCUCUCUAUCCACCCUGGCCCCUCUGGCUGAGUCUGCCCGCAGGGCGGAUGAACCCGCGGAGGUAUUCGAAUCUGCGCACGAGGUUGAGGCGACGUUUGCGGCCUUUGGACGACUCAUAUUCCAAAGGAACAGGUGGACCGACCUUUGCAAGUCCACCUCUGGAGAGCGGAGCACGUCGCCGUCCUCGUCUCCGACCCAGCCGUACGAAGAUCUGCCAAGCGACAUCGGGACAACCGAGAACUUGGACGCAAUCGAGCUCCUUAUAAUACUGUCGCCAGUGCUGGACUGGGUUCUUCCCACGACUCGCAGUGCCGCGAUCACAGUGGCGACAACCUCCGUCUCGGGUUGCGGCAAGCGCGAGUGCAUCUUCGGGUGCCGCUGCCUGUCGUCAAUCUCGUUCGCGUCCCUCAUCGUUUCUCUGUACAAUGAGAAAUUCCCAGAAGGUGAGCAAGGACGUGUCCAGCUACUGUCCAUGUUCGUCACCAUCAUCCUCACACGCCUCCUCGUAUCUGCCCAGAGCCACGUGCGGCCAUUAGUGCAGCGUGAGUUGGCUGGUACAUCGUGGCGCGAGCAGCUAGAGGGGCUCCGUAACUCCCUCAUCAACUACGGGUCGAUAUUCGCAAACUUCCAGGCGCUGGUAGGCCGCGCAGUGGGUGUCGAGGUCGAGCAGGAUGGGGACAGCAUCGUCAGCGAGGCGCUGCGUGAGCUGGAGCCGCUCCUUGCGAAGGCGUAG
This is a messenger RNA of Cutaneotrichosporon cavernicola, 2481 nucleotides long. RefSeq lists its product as uncharacterized. The transcript is spliced from 6 exons. Bases 1 to 2481 code for a protein of 826 amino acids. NCBI's taxonomy places the organism in Eukaryota, Fungi, Basidiomycota, Tremellomycetes, Trichosporonales, Trichosporonaceae. The record is from RefSeq and is a predicted model, not a curated record.